Molecule: messenger RNA, 480 nt
Organism: Cooperia oncophora
Lineage: Eukaryota; Metazoa; Nematoda; Chromadorea; Rhabditida; Trichostrongylidae
Source: the annotation of a GenBank genome assembly
CCUCAGCACAUAUGCCUAUUUGAUUUUAGGGGUAAUAUUGCCAAUAGCACAUGUGAGGGCUGUGUUGGAGAUGUGAAGUGUGCACUAGAACGAACUCUUGAAAGUUCUCGACGAUUUGCUAUGGGAGAUUUGUCGGCUGUUUCAUAUCUCUUGUGGCACCUUGGACCUCAGAAUUGGCACUGCGAUUUACAGCACAAUUUCGAACAGUUCAAGCUCAUUCAGUACUCUCCAGAGAAAAAGAAAGAAUUGAAUGAUAAUCUUUGGAAGGUUCUCGAAGAAGGAAACGUUGAGCGAUCGAAAAUCGAACUCAUUACCUCCCAAAUUUCCAAUGGGACGUCAAUCCACGCCACGAGCCAUAAAAACGAGACAAAAAAAUAUGAGAAGCAUAUGCGAGACAUCGAAGUGCAACGCCUCCUUGUUAAGAUAUUUUACUGGGAUUAUGUGCUUUUCAACUACACCUUGCCAAAUGUUCAAUUCUAA